This is a messenger RNA of Chaetura pelagica (chimney swift), 778 nucleotides long. Its product is annotated as glutathione S-transferase-like. The record is from RefSeq and is a predicted model, not a curated record. The transcript has 6 exons. Lineage: Eukaryota; Metazoa; Chordata; Aves; Apodiformes; Apodidae. Bases 16 to 684 code for a protein of 222 amino acids. Gene Ontology annotation, biological process: xenobiotic metabolic process; glutathione metabolic process. Gene Ontology annotation, molecular function: glutathione transferase activity.
AAGAAUUCUGAAGUCAUGGCAGGGAAACCCAAGCUGCACUACAACAACGGAAGGGGGAGGAUGGAGUCAAUCCGAUGGCUGUUAGCAGCAGCUGGAGUUGAGUUUGAGGAACAAUUCAUAGAAAAGAGGGAAGACCUAGAAAAAUUAUGCAAAGAUGGAGUCCUGAUGUUCCAGCAAGUGCCCAUGGUAGAGAUUGAUGGGAUGAAGAUGGUGCAGACUAGAGCCAUCCUGAGCUACAUAGCAGCCAAGUACAACCUCUAUGGAAAAGACCUGAAGGAGAGAGCCUGGAUUGAUAUGUAUGUGGAGGGAACAACAGAGUUGAUGAGAAUGAUGAUUAACCUCCCUUUUCACCCACCUGACACAAAAGAAGAGACUCUUGCCUUAAUCAUUGAACGAGCUACAAAUAGGUACUUUCCUGUUUAUGAAAGGGCCUUAAAAGACCAUGGGUAUGAUUAUCUUGUUGGCAACAAAUUAAGUUGGGCAGACAUCCAACUGUUGGAAGCCAUUUUAAUGGCAGAAGAAUGUAAGCCUGAUAUACUGUCUGCAUUCCCUCUGCUACAGGCUUUUAAAGGAAGAACAAGCAACAUUCCAACAAUAAAAAAAUUCUUGCAGCCUGGCAGCCAGAGGAAGCCACGAACAAAUGAGAAGAUUGUUGCUAUUGUGAGGAAAAUAUACAAUUUCUAAUCGUGUGGCUGCUGAAGAUAACACAACUGUAGUAUAGUACCAGAACUGUGCCUUAUAAGUGUAACCUGCAUAGAUCCUCUAUAGCUUGACUAAU